Molecule: messenger RNA, 4556 nt
Organism: Temnothorax curvispinosus
Lineage: Eukaryota; Metazoa; Arthropoda; Insecta; Hymenoptera; Formicidae
Gene: hth
Product: homeobox protein homothorax
Exons: 15
Coding region: 2119-3540 (473 amino acids)
Biological process (GO): embryonic pattern specification; eye development; brain development
Molecular function (GO): DNA-binding transcription activator activity, RNA polymerase II-specific; RNA polymerase II cis-regulatory region sequence-specific DNA binding
Source: RefSeq, a predicted model, not a curated record
CGGACGGCGCAGGAUCUAAAAUCGCGCUAGGCGCUGCUCUCCACGCUGCGCUACGCGCUCCGCUCUUCUCUUUUACUCCGUGUGGCCGAUCUACAAACCUCCGGCGUCCGGCUUUUUCGUGGGGGGGAAACCCUGAAACACGCAUAUCCCCGUGGCUUGCCUUUCGACCGCGCGGCCCGCUGCUAAACGUGGGUAACACACUACGGAACCCUAUACCGCCUUCUGUCCGCCGGAGUUACCGAGUGCCACACGCAGUAGUAGUCACGGUCAGGGAGGAGGGUCGCCCGCCGUGUCGUCUCUCGCGCGCUCGGACAGUCUACACGCUCGUCGCGCGGUGUCUCCUCUCUCGGUUCGCGCGCGUGCACCGUACACCGGAUCCUGCGGGUCUCACAUCGCGAUAUACCGUCGCGUCGCGUCGCGUUCACAUCUCGCGUUCGUCUUCGCCCUCGUCGACGUCGCGCGCGCGACAGAUCGUCGUUCCGAAACGAAACGUGAGCGCGCGCGCGCGCGCGUGCGGGGGGCCGCCCGGUGUUAGAAUCCCGUGCGGCGACGUGUGUAAAGGCGGCAACCGCGGAGCGCCCGGAGGUAACGUAUAUCUCUCUCGCGCGGAGAAAACAACGCCGCGCCGCGCGCGGGUCGUGGCAACGCCGCCGCCGUGCCGUCGCGCACCGUGUGCGUCACGCGCCGCGCGUCUUUUCGCCGUGAAACGCCGGAACACCCGCGCGAAGGUGUGCGAGCGGCGCAACGGUGAAUAGUGCUCGCGUCGUGGCGCCCGUCGUCGUCGUCAUCUUCGUCGUCGGGCGUCAUUGUGGCCGUUGCUCUCUCUCUCUCUCUCUCUCCCCCUCCCCCCCUCCACCCAUUGAUACCUCAGUGAACUCGGAGAGAAUGUAAACGUGGUUCUGUCAGUGAACAUCGUCGUCGUCGAUCGGUGAUCAUCGGUUGUGUGUCGAAACAGUGAAGUAGAACCCGGGACGUCUUUCUCGAAAGCGUCACGUCGCGUCGCGUCGCGUCGUGUGCCCCCGCGUGUGCACCGGAUGUGAAGGAGAGUGGACAGAGAGCGACUUUGCGCAGCGGAUCUCCCCGAGAAGAGGUACCUCACGGAUCGUGUCUCGAUGCGGCACUCUCGGCUGCCAGGCCUCGCGAACAACGCGACGCUCUAGGUAUUUCCUCUCCCCCUCUCUCUCUCUCUCGCCGAGAUAACCUCGCCAGUUGUUGACACCGCGUUGCGGAGGUCAAACCACGUGCCCGAGCGUAAGCUCCCGUCGCCUGUGACAUGCGGGAUUGACGAGAGGAGUCUCUCGCUCCUAACACCCCGAGUUGGUGCUCCCAGAGUACACCUGUGUUAUCCAGGACGUCCGAGGUGGAGCGUCGCUGCGACGAUGAUGAGGAAGCACGCGCAGCCGGGCCCAGCCGUCGCCGUCGUCGCCGUCGUACGAGUCCUACUACCGCAAACGUUACCCGCCGCCGCCGCCGAGCACUGCUGACAACGCACGUCCGCGACAGUUUGAAUUUUGAGCGUCGGGCCGCCGCCGGUUUCGUCUCCGAACGACGCCGUUCUCGCGUGUGGUGCGUGUAUGUGUGAGUCUCGGAGAAUACAGAGGACGAGACAACAAAAGGGAAAGGAUCCCGCGAAGAGAGACCUACGGAGAGAAAACGGAGAGAGUGACAGAGCGAGAGAGAAGGAUCGGCAAGCGGAGAGCGGAAGCGGAGCAGGCCGACGGGCCGGCGAUUGUCGAAGCGGAGUGGCGUCGGUCCGCGCGAGUGACGGCGCAUCCCGACGGCUGGCUUCAAAAGGAAGCGGAGGAAGAAGGCGGUUGAACCUCGCAGCGUGCCGUCGGCCGCCGACGGAGCCCGGAAUCCGGUGCGCCACGAAUCCAUCUCGUCGUCCUCUUUUUCCCGUCGGACGAGACGACCGAUCUCAUAUCUUUCUUUCUCUCCGUGCCGUGAAAGCCGAGCGUCACGCAGCGCGUCCGAGCAUUAAGCUUUAGCGCGCGCGCGCUACAACAGUGCCGAGAAAAAGUGUAGUGAAGUGUCGAGGCUCGCUUGCUUACAUUGUGGGAAAAUACAGCCGCUACGGUGGCUCAGCACGCAGAGUUCCCCGGCGCGGCCAGGGCGUUCAUGGCGCAGCCAAGGUACGAUGAUGGCGGGCUGCACGGGGGUUACCUCGAGGGCGGUGGCGGCGGUGGAGGCGCGGGGCUAUACGAUCCACACGGUAGUGCCCGCGGUGUUCCCGGCCUCCAUCACAGCCCACACCUGGGAGCUAUGGGCCCAGCACACCCCCAAUACCCACCGCCUCCUCCUCAGCCGCCGCAGCACGUUCUCGCGGCGGCAGCUGCGGCCGCGGCCUCCGCGGUGCCCGAUGUCCACAAACGUGACAAGGACGCCAUAUACGGACACCCCCUGUUCCCGCUCCUCGCACUCAUAUUCGAAAAGUGCGAGUUGGCAACGUGUACGCCGCGCGACCCCGGUGUAGCUGGUGGUGAUGUCUGUUCGUCAGAAAGCUUCAACGAGGAUAUCGCCGUUUUCUCAAAACAAAUCAGACAAGAGAAGCCGUACUACAUUGCAGAUCCGGAGGUGGACUCGCUGAUGGUUCAGGCGAUUCAAGUCCUCCGGUUUCACCUCCUCGAGCUCGAAAAGGUACACGAGCUGUGCGACAACUUCUGCCACCGGUACAUCAGCUGCCUGAAGGGCAAGAUGCCGAUCGACCUCGUGAUCGACGACCGAGAGAGCUCGAAGCCACCCGAGCUGGGUAACGGUCUGGACGGCAGCGGACCCAGAAGCACCGCCGACAGCACCAGCCAUACGGACGGGGCCAGCACGCCGGACGUCAGGCCGCCUUCCUCGUCGCUUUCGUAUCCCGGCGCGGGUGCUAACGACGACGCCCGUAGCCCCGGAAGUGGUGGUACACCCGGUCCCCUUAGCCAGCAAGCGCCAGCCAGCCUUGACUCAUCGGACCCAGAUGCAAUGGGCAAAUGGUGUCCACGUAGGGAAUGGAGUUCGCCUCCUGACGCGCAACGCGCGGCGUCCGACGCGCGUCGUGGUGUCCUUUACUCCUCGGUCUUCCUCGGCAGUCCCGUUGAGUAUUGCUUAAAAAGUGACGCGAGUAACGCGAGUAUCGGUAGCGGCGAGGGCACGGGCGAGGAAGAUGACGAUUCGUCAGGAAAGAAAAACCAAAAGAAACGGGGUAUCUUUCCUAAGGUUGCGACGAACAUCCUCAGGGCGUGGCUCUUUCAACAUCUUACGCAUCCAUAUCCCUCGGAAGACCAGAAAAAACAGUUGGCACAGGACACGGGGUUGACGAUUCUUCAAGUUAACAACUGGUUCAUAAACGCGAGACGUAGAAUCGUUCAACCGAUGAUCGACCAGAGUAAUCGAGCCGUGUUUCCACCAUUGUCCGCAGGACCGAGCGGGGCAUACAGUCCGGAUGCGACGAUGGGCUACAUGAUGGACGGACAGGCCAGCAUGAUGCACCGACCGCCCGGCGAUCCUACCUUUCACAAUCAGUACCAUUACCCAGAAUACUACGGACAUCACUUAUAAAGACUGAGGAUCGUCAACCUCGGAUGUUUCAGGAGUACUUGCAAAGUGGAAUGGAUGGUGAAACGACGGUUCUAGCGACACGAAAAGCGUGACGGACCUAUCGUGCUCCAGUUGGCGUAGAUCAGAAUCGGAGGACAACGAUGAAUCGUGACCUCCAGGACGAUCACCAUGGUAGUCCCGAUGAUUUCUUGCUACGCCGCACGACGAAAUGCGUGGACGUUUGGGUGCUUGGUUAAUGAGGAAAAAGACACGAGGGAAGAGAAGGACGAAGGAGCGAAGUGGUUCCCGUCUCCGAAAGAAAGGACAAAGCAGAUGAAACGCCGCGAGAAGCCGACGAGAGGAAGAUCGUGGAAUUGUCGAAGGAAGAAGGACAGAGCGAAGUGGCUGCGGAAGGCGACGCGAGGAAAGAAAGGACACGAAGGGGAAUGAAGCCGCGGCUUGGUCUCGAGAGUGACGCGGCCGCGAAGAAAUUCAUGUGAUUGUUCUUUGUACAAAUAUUGCGGUGUAAUAUUGUAGUGAUUGAAGAAUUUAAAUGUUAAAUUUUAAUACGGUCGCGAUCGAGAUAUAUUAAUGAAAUAUAAGUGAUAUAUAGGCAAUUUUAGCGGGCAUGUACAUUAAAAAGAAGAGGCAAAUACACCCGGUGCUCGCACGGAAUAUAGAAUAUGUUCAAGUGCACAGACGACGCAAGAGAGGUACAAGAAAGAGAGUACGAGAGACAUACGAAGAAAAAAAAUACGAAGCAGUAUAUAUAUAUAUGUAUGUAUACAUAUAUAUAUUAUAAAUAAAUAUAAAUAGCAAGACACAGAGGAUGAAAAGAGAAAGAAAAUUAUUAGAUGGCACGGGAGAUGUUUAAAGGUAUAUAAAAGUAAAAACGAACGCAAAUGCGGCGGAGAAUUAGGUCGAAUGACAUCGACGCGUGUGCCGGACUCGAGCGUCGACCAUUCAAUUGCAUAUAUAUAUAGGAAACAUUAAAAUUUGUACAGUUAUUAAUUAUAAAUGAAUUUACUAAUUAAUGG